Messenger RNA from Amoebophrya sp. A25, 338 nucleotides. NCBI's taxonomy places the organism in Eukaryota, Dinophyceae, Syndiniales, Amoebophryaceae. The record is from the annotation of a GenBank genome assembly.
UAUGGCGUAAGGAGCACAUUAUUGGACAAAGAGAUGAAACUGUCGUCCGACAGCCUUUGCUGCUUGAUCAUCCUGUCGUGGUUUCGGAACUGUCACACAGCAUCGUGCUUCAUCGAGAUGCCCGUGAGCGAGAUCGUACACUCAUAUACGUCGGUGCAGCGGACUACGAUGAGGCGUACCUCGACCGCAGCGGCGUUCUUUCGCGGUACCGCCAUGCGUGGUUCUUUGAGGCAGAUCCAGUAGCGUUUGAAAAACUCAGUCAAAACGUAAAUCGCUACGGGAAGCACGACUAUGUGGGACGACUGCGGAAGCAACAUCAACAGAGUGGGCAAUUACAC